Messenger RNA from Strongylocentrotus purpuratus (purple sea urchin), 974 nucleotides. RefSeq lists its product as uncharacterized. The record is from RefSeq and is a predicted model, not a curated record. Lineage: Eukaryota; Metazoa; Echinodermata; Echinoidea; Camarodonta; Strongylocentrotidae. The transcript has 7 exons. The coding region runs from base 324 to 974 and encodes 216 amino acids.
AUGAUUAAUAUUAUGACAAAGCCCAAUCUAAACUCUGUCAGCACUUUGGCUACAGCAAUAUAUUCCUUGGCUGAGUUGCUUGGCAACAUAGGAAACAAUGCUACGCAUGCGCAUUCCUGUCACGACGCCACCCCCAAAGUUUUUAUCACUCGCAAAGAGAGCGCGGAAACGCCGAGCCAUUUCAUUCAUCCGUUAUCAUUUGUAGACACCCCUGUACACUUUUUCAGGACUCUAAUAAUAUUGUGGCGGAUCUUCACGAAAUUGAUUUAAUCUUUGGAUAUUCAUUUUUCACCAUUCCAAGACUAAGUCAGCAAUAAAUCAGAAUGGGGGCCAACAUGUUCUACCUGGCUGUAACACUUUUCUGUGUGUUGGGAGGAGCAUUCCUUGUCAAAGCCGACGGAGAAGCAACCACCCCCACGCCAGCUCCAACUAUCGCAACAGAAAUGACGACAGAUGGCGUUUCCACUUCUGGCAUUUCCACUUCUGGCAAUUCAAGUUCUGGCUCGACUGGAAAUAUGACAACCAGCAUGGUAACUGAAGCUGCAGGGAUUACCAGUGGUGGAGGGAAUGUGCAAUGCCUGGUUUGUACAGGAGACAUGGAUAGUACCUGUAACAGUGAUGAACCUGUCAGCUCUAUGACCGGUAUCGUAAGGGUGGAUACAUGCCGAUCUUGCAGGGUGAACAAAGUUGAUGGUGGAAAGGACACAAACAUCACAGCGAUCUCACGGCUAUGUAACAUGACUGACGCCUGUCCAUCGGACCUCGCUGACCCAAUGGAUUUCCGAUGCAACGAGGCCGCCUCCAUCCGUGCCUGUGAAUGGUGCUGUGUCGGUAAUAGCUGCAACAACUUUAAUCGCAACGGCGGCAACGCCCUGGUGGCAGGGCUGGUCAUCGACGGCUGGUCAACCAACAAACUACUCUACGUUGUCAUGUCCGCGAUGGCGGUAUCGAUGUCCAUCCCAACCAUGGGGUAA